Messenger RNA from Coturnix japonica (Japanese quail), 5589 nucleotides. It is a transcript of the gene RNF20, whose product is annotated as ring finger protein 20. NCBI's taxonomy places the organism in Eukaryota, Metazoa, Chordata, Aves, Galliformes, Phasianidae. Gene Ontology annotation, cellular component: nucleus; HULC complex. The record is from RefSeq and is a predicted model, not a curated record. Gene Ontology annotation, molecular function: ubiquitin protein ligase activity; metal ion binding.
AUAGCAAGUUUAUUUAAUUUAGGCCCCAGGUUAGCUCUCUUAGGUCAGUUAAUCAGCUGUGCCUGCAUACUGCUCUGCUUUGCUGUUUCACAGUGGUUGCCCAAAGAUGAAUUUUUCUAGCUUAUUACCUUAAGCUAGCUGCCUCUUAGUGAAGUCCUCAAGUCCAUUUUCUGGCCUGUUUCCUGGUGUUUGCAACUUGCAGUCCCCUUCUCCAUCUGUCACUGGCAGCAUCAGGGACUGACUGGCUGAAGCUUUCCUCUUCUGUCUUUGUGAUAAAUCUGUCUUCUGCUGUUCUCUCAAUAGAUUCCAGGGUACAGAACCUCUAGGGCAGAGCCUUCUGUUAGCCACUCGCUAAGACAGUUUCUCUAACAUGUUUUAUCAAGAUCAGCAAUCAUGCUUUCUUCCAUAUGGCCUUUUCUCCCUGAAGCAGCACAGUUCUACAGGAUGAAAGAUCUUACAGAUAGAGCCCUGGGUGUGCCACGCUUCCACAUUUCACCACCUAGCUGUAUAGUGCCUGCCCAGAUGUACCUGGGUGAUGACUGAACAGUUCACAACACUGUGUCUCAGCAUCUUGGCAGCGAGAAGAAUUUUCAAGACAAUUUGUAGGACUUUCAUAACAGAUUUUGGCAUACGUUACUGCUUUUGCAACUUGAGGGAGAGCCAACAUUGAAGCUUUGUAGGUCCUUCUGAUUUGCAAUAUCUGUUUUGCUGUCUGUGGUAUAUCAAGCAAAGAUAGCUGCUGGGGAGAUGGUAAAACAAGAACUCUGUUUUGGCUGCAAACUUCCUGUGAGCACUGACAUAGGGCUGUUAUCAGCCUGAUGGCAUCUGGUAGAAGUAUUCUGUUUUGUGCUUUUCAUGUUCUGCAGAGGCAGGUGCAGCUUCUCCUCAGCCUCCGGCUCCGGUUGUGAUGGCAAUUUCGGCUUAUUUAUUGUUUUUCUUCCGGAGAGCUGUAAGGGCGUACAGCCAUGCGGGCUACGGGAUGUGGGCAAACGGCACCACAGGGAGCUCGAGCAGUCGCCGUUUCUCUGAAGGGCAAGAGCGCUCCUCAGGCGGCGGCCGCCAUUUUCCUUAACGGCAAGGGAGCCGCGUUCAGGCGCCAUGGCAGCACCAUGGCAACGGCAGCCAUGUUAGGCUAGGGCAAACGGCGGCCCACCGAGCUUCCAUAACUAGUGAGGGCGAAAUGGCCGCCGGAAGGGGCGGCCGCUGCUGAGGGCAGCGCUGUGCGACAGCUCCCUCCGCCGCCUUUAGGAUUGGCCCAUCGAGGGUUUGCCUUCCGGAGGGCCUGAGGAACGCAACGGGAGUCGGUGGGUUGUUUUAGGGUGGGUGAGGGCGGCCGGGCCUAGUCAGGCUGCACCGGGCAGUGAGUGAGGCUGAAUCUGGAGAAGAGGAGCCUAUAUGUCUCAGCCACCAUGUCCGGAGCUGGCAAUAAACGGGCAGCUGCAGAGCCUGGCCCUUCUGCACCUCCAGAGAAAAAGGCAGGGGUUGAAGACUCGGGGACCACAGUGGAGACCAUUAAGCUUGGUGGCGUUUCUUCAACGGAGGAGUUGGACAUUCGGACCUUACAGACCAAGAACCGGAAACUAGCAGAGAUGCUUGACCAGCGGCAAGCCAUUGAAGAUGAGCUACGGGAACACAUUGAGAAGCUAGAGCGUCGGCAGGCGACUGAUGAUGCCUCUCUGCUGAUUAUCAACCGUUACUGGAAUCAAUUUGAUGAAAAUAUCCGCAUCAUCCUUAAACGUUUUGACCUGGACCAAGGCCUUGGAGACCUCUUGUCUGAAAGAAAAGCACUUGUGGUACCAGAACCCGAACCAGACUCAGACAGUAAUCAGGAACGCAAAGAUGAAAGGGAAAGAGGUGAAGGGUUGGAGCCAGCAUUCUCCUUCCUAGCAACCCUAGCCAGCAGUACUAGUGAGGAGAUAGAAUCUCAGCUGCAAGAGCGUGUGGAGUCAUCUCGGCGUGCUGUUGCCCAGAUUGUGACAAUGUAUGACAAGCUGCAGGAGAAAGUGGAUGUGCUGUCACACAAGCUGAAUAGUGGAGAUAUUUCAUUGAUGGAAGAAGCAGUCUUGGAGCUUAAUUCCUACUUGUCACAUGAGAAUGGACGUCUACAGGAGCUGGCUGAUCUUCUUCAGGAGAAGCACCGAAUAAUGUCUCAGGAGUUCUCCAAACUGCAAGAGAAAGUGGAGACAGCAGAGUCCCGAGUGUCUGUUCUGGAGACUAUGAUUGAUGACCUUCAGUGGAAUAUUGAAAAGAUCCGUAAGAGAGAGCAGCGACUUAACCGGCACUUGGCAGAUGUUCUUGAACGGGUAAAUUCUAAAGGCUACAAGGUGUACGGAGCAGGGAGCAGUCUUUAUGGGGGCACAAUCACCAUUAAUGCCCGUAAGUUUGAGGAGAUGAAUGCAGAGCUGGAAGAGAAUAAAGAGCUUGCUGGGAAUCGUCUCAAUGAGUUAGAGGAACUACGCCAUGAUCUUCAGGAAGUAACAUCACAGAAUGAAAAACUCAAGGUUGAGCUGCGACGAGCAGUGGAAGAAGCUGUGAAGGAGACUCCAGAAUAUCGCUGCAUGCAGUCACAGUUUUCUGUUCUGUAUAAUGAGAGUCUGCAGCUGAAGGCACACCUUGAUGAGGCCCGUACAUUACUUCAUGGCACUCGUACCACACACCAGCGCCAGGUGGAACUAAUUGAGAGGGAUGAGGUCAGCCUUCACAAGAAACUACGCACAGAAGUAAUUCAGUUAGAGGACACCCUGGCACAAGUCCGCAAAGAGUAUGAGAUGUUGAGGAUCGAGUUUGAACAGACACUUGCUGCCAAUGAGCAAGCAGGCCCGAUUAAUCGGGAGAUGCGUCAUCUCAUCAGCAGCCUCCAGAAUCAUAACCACCAGCUGAAGGGAGAGGUAUUAAGAUACAAACGCAAACUGAGAGAGGCCCAAUCUGACUUGAGCAAGAUCCGUUCUCGUAGUGGUAGUGCUAUUCUGCAAUCCCAGUCCAGCACUGAAGACACAAAGGAGGAGCCUCCAGAGAUCAAACAGGAGCCCGAUGACCCUUCUGCCCAAGUGUCUGCUCCUAAAGCUGCUUCUGAAGAAGCUAGUGAAGUUAAGGCCAGGCGAGAUGAAGAGGAACGGGAGCGCGAAAGACGGGAGAGGGAAAGGGAACGAGAAAAGGAAAAAGAGAAAGAGAGGGAGCGAGAGAAAGAGAAAGAAAAAGAAAAGGAGCGGGAGCGAGAAAAACAGAAACAGAAGGAAUCUGAGAAGGAGAGAGAGUCCAAAGAGAAGGAGAAAGGGAAGCAUGAAGAUGGAAGAAAGAAGGAGGCUGAAGUGAUCAAGCAGUUGAAGGCUGAGCUCAAGAAGGCUCAGGAGAGCCAGAAGGAGAUGAAGCUGUUGUUAGAUAUGUACCGCUCUGCACCCAAAGAGCAGAGAGACAAAGUGCAGCUCAUGGCAGCUGAGAAGAAGGCAAAAGCAGAGCUGGAAGAACUAAGGCAGAGAGUGAAAGAAUUGGAAGACAAGGAGAAAAAGGAGAGUAAAAAGAUGGCUGAUGAGGAUGCCCUUCGGAAGAUCCGAGCAGUGGAGGAACAGAUUGAGUAUUUACAGAAGAAGCUAGCCAUGGCUAAACAGGAGGAGGAGGCUCUGCUGUCAGAAAUGGAUGUCACAGGCCAAGCCUUUGAGGACAUGCAGGAGCAGAACAUACGGCUGAUGCAGCAGCUACGGGAGAAGGAUGAUGCCAACUUCAAGCUGAUGUCAGAACGCAUCAAGUCCAACCAGAUUCACAAACUGCUGAAAGAAGAGAAGGAGGAGCUGGCAGACCAAGUUUUGACACUGAAGACACAGGUGGAUGCCCAGCUGCAGGUUGUACGUAAGCUGGAGGAGAAGGAACACUUGCUACAAAGCAGUAUUGGAACGGGUGAGAAAGAGCUUGGUCUUCGAACACAGGCCCUGGAAAUGAACAAACGCAAGGCCAUGGAUGCAGCUCAGCUUGCAGAUGAUCUGAAAACCCAACUAGAGCUGGCCCAGAAGAAGCUACAUGACUUCCAGGAUGAGAUAGUAGAAAGCAGAGUAACUAGAGAGAAAGAGAUGUUCAACUUCAAAAGGGCUGAGGAAGACAUUUCUAGGUUACGCAGGAAGCUGGAAACCACUAAGAAGCCUGACAUGGUUCCUAAUUGUGAUGAGAUAUUGAUGGAAGAAAUCAAGGAUUACAAGGCCCGACUGACCUGCCCGUGCUGUAACAUGCGCAAAAAGGAUGCUGUCUUAACAAAGUGUUUUCACGUCUUCUGUUUUGAGUGUGUGAAAACACGCUAUGACACUCGACAGCGUAAGUGCCCAAAGUGCAAUGCUGCCUUUGGUGCCAAUGACUUCCACAGGAUCUACAUUGGUUGAUUCUUUCCAUUGGAAUCCGAAACCUUCUGCUUAUGCUGUCCAACCCAGCCUCCCUCCCUUUCUCUAACUGGCACCUUUGGGGCAGUCUGCAGCGUCCUUAGGGAAUGCUUAAAAAAAAAAACACCACAAAAAAGGUAGUGGACCUCAGUUCCUUUCUUGUCCCUUUUUGUUUAUCUUCAGUUUUUGUGGAUUGCUUCUUUUUAUGGUUCAGAGGACGCUUUCCAUUUUAUCACUUUCAUACUGUCAAGUUGGAAACGUCUAGCUGAAGCCUUGUGUUGAUGGCAUGGAAGGGCUCUGCAGCACAAUAAAUGAGGUCUUUAUUUGAAGAAUUUGCUGUUUUUUGAAUUUCAAAUCAUGUCAGUAUGAUGGCAUUGCUAAGUGUGAAUAUCCAAUAACCAAGAAUGAACUGGUCUACAUAUGUAGUGGAAUGACUUACAGAAUUGCUUAGGUCGGAAGGGAUCUUAGGAGCCUUCCUGUUUUUAGCACCCUGCCAGGGGCUGGUUUCCCUCCACACCAGGCGGCCUGGGGCCCUAUUUGACCUGGCCUUGGAUGCCUUCAGGGAUGGGGCAUCCACGGCUUCUCUGAGCAGCCUGUUGCAGUGCUUCACAGCCCUCUGAGUGAAGAAUUUAUUCUUAAUAUCUAACCUACUUUUCUUGUCUUUUAGUUUAAAGCCAUUCCUCCUUGUCCUGUCCCUAUCAGGCUGUGUAGAAGUUGGGUUCCCUCCUGCUUAGAAGCUCCUUUUUAACUAUUAGAAGGGCCACUGUGAUCUCCCUGGAGCCUUCUCCAAGCUAAAUAAACUCAGCUCCCUCAGCUUUUCUUUGUAGGAGAUGAGCUCCAGCCUCUCUCACCAUUUUCAUGGCUCCUCUGUGGUCCCUGCCCAACAGCUCUACGUCCUUGUGCUGGAAGCCUUGGGCAGGGGCCCCAUCCAAAGCUUUUUGUCCAGGCUGGAGUGUCAGGCCAAGUAUCUGUGAAGGCUGCUGCAUUAGUGAGCAUGCCUCUGUUGCCGAAAGCAUGUGCGUAUCUUUGCAUCUGGAAAAUGAGAAAGAAAAGGCAAUGGAAAACCUUUGAAAACAGCAUCCCACUGAUGUUGACGUGGAUAUCUUCCUCUAGGCUGAGAUGCUGCCCUUUGUUUCCUGAAAUUAAUUUGUAAGGAUUACUUCAGUGCAGUUUUGCCACAAAGAUUAAUCUUGUAAUGCACAUGCUAUAAUAAAAGCUCUCAUCUGGA